UAUGAUGCUAAGUGGCUGAAACUAACCCUUCAAAUCCUGACCCCCUGGUUUCAACCCUAGGCAAGGAUUAGCGAACGGCGGCCAUAUUGGAAUAAUAUUUACUGUCGCUCGUUUCACGUUGCUUCCGGUAGCAAAGGAACGGCAUAACAAACCACACGAGUUUUACGAUUUAAAAAGUUGAAACUAUCAUAUGCAGAACUGGCGUCAGAAAUGUCAGGAUUCACUGAACCAACACUGCUGCCUAUGCCAGUGAAGGAGAUAAAAGAAGAAGAGUUUGAUGAUUUCCAUCAGGAACAUCUGUUUGCAGUUCAGAAAGAAGAAGAAAACCCUGGACUGGAUCAUGACUGCAAGACUGAAACACACACAUCACUAACAUUUAACUGCAAAGAAGAAAAGUCUCCACUGAUGGAAAUUAAACAGGAGGAAGAAAAGUCUCCACUGAUGGAAAUUAAACAGGACGAAGAAUCUGAUAUAAGAGAGCAUCAGCUGAUAGACUCUUCUCCUACAGAAAUGGAGUUUGAAAUGUCAGGAUUUACUGAACCAACACUGCUGCCUAUGCCAGUGAAGGAGAUAAAAGAAGAAGAGGUUGAUGAUUCCCUUCAGGAAAAUCUGUUUGCAGUUCAGAAAGAAGAAGAAAACCCUGGACUGGAUCAUGACUUCAAGACUGAAACACACACAUCACUAACAUUUAAACGCAAAGAAGAAACGUCUUCAGUGAAGGAUAUCAAACAGGAGGAGGAAUAUGAUGUAAGAGAAUAUGGACAGAAAGACUCUUCUCCUACCGAAAGCAACACCGAUGAGAUGAGACAUGCUGUGGAAAUUGAACAUCAUUGUAAUGAAUGUGGAAAGACCUUCACUAGGAUGGAUCAUCUCAAGACUCACCAGAGGAUCCAUACUGGAGAAAAGCCAUAUCAGUGCACUGACUGUGGGAAAAGUUUCAGGACUAAGCAAGAGGUCACCAUCCAUCAGCGCACACAUACAGGAGAAAAGCCAUAUCAGUGUACUACAUGUGGGAAGAGUUUCAGGACUAAGGCAGACGUCACCAUCCAUCAGCGCACACAUACAGGAGAAAAGCCAUAUCAGUGUACUACAUGUGGGAAGAGUUUCAGGACUAAGCAAGCAGUCACCAUCCAUCAACGCACACAUACAGGAGAAAAGCCAUAUCAGUGUUCUACAUGUGGGAGGAGUUUCACCACUAAAUCAAAGAUCACCAUCCAUCAGCGCACACAUACAGGAGAAAAGCCAUAUCAGUGUACUACAUGUGGGAAGAGUUUCAGGACUAAGGUAGAGGUCACUAUCCAUCAGCGCACACAUACAGGAGAAAAGCCAUAUCAGUGUACUACAUGUGGGAAGAGUUUCAGGACUAAGAUAGGGGUCACCAUCCAUCAGCGCACACAUACAGGAGAAAAGCCAUAUCAGUGUACUGCAUGCGGGAAGAGUUUCAGGACUAAAUCAAAGAUCACCAUCCAUCAGCGCACACAUACAGGAGAAAAGCCAUAUCAGUGUUCUACAUGUGGGAAGAGUUUCAGUAGUAGCUCAAAUCUUAGUCAACAUCAGCACACACAUACAGGAAAAAAGCCAUAUCACUGCACUACAUGUGGGAAGAGUUUCAGUAGUAGCUCAAAUCUUAGUCAACAUCAGCACACACAUACAGGAGAAAAGCCACAUCAGUGCACUACAUGUGGGAAGAGUUUCAGUCAAAGCUCAAAUCUUAAGAACCAUCAGAAAUUGCAUACAGGAGUUGACUAAUAGAAAUGCUAAAUGGACCGAGUAUGUGUUUUUAUAAAAUCAGAGCUCAUGUACAGACAACUUUAUUCAGCUAAUGCAAGAUGAAGAACAAGUACCACAUCAUCCUUGACCAGAAGGAUGAAUUGCCUGUGUGAUACAAUCAGCUGUGGCUGCCCUCCAUGAUCUGAUUAAGAUGCAGUUUGUUUUUGCUUUUCCCCUUGUCCUUCGUAAUUUAUAAUGUGCAAUAACAUAUGUUAUUUGAACACCUAUGAAGUAGAUCCAUUUUUUGGCCUUAUCACAGUUGUAUAUUAAUUCGCCAAACUUGUUGUGAAUUUUAAAUGAACUGUCAUGUUGCAUCCAAGCCGUAAAAUACAGAUGUACAUAACGUAGCAACAUUUAGCAUAUGACAGAAAUGCUUUUAGCGAGUUGGAUGGUAGUAGGCUAAGUAAAAUAACAAUGUUUCAAAGACAAGGUACAUCAGAAUCCUGGGAUAUGCCCGCUUGACCACGAGAGUGAUACAACUAAUGCCUGGCCUUUGGCCAUAGCAACCAUCCAUUUAGAACUAGUAACAGCAAGUUGCAAAAUUGUUAAUAUGUGACGGAAAAAGUAGUUCUACAAACACAUGUCAUGCUAUUCUUAUGACGGGUACAUGUCACUCUUAUGUAGACCUCUUCAA
This is a messenger RNA of Alosa sapidissima (American shad), 2404 nucleotides long. RefSeq names its product zinc finger protein 436-like. The coding region runs from base 211 to 1749 and encodes 512 amino acids. Gene Ontology annotation, molecular function: RNA polymerase II cis-regulatory region sequence-specific DNA binding; DNA-binding transcription factor activity, RNA polymerase II-specific. Gene Ontology annotation, biological process: regulation of transcription by RNA polymerase II; central nervous system development. The record is from RefSeq and is a predicted model, not a curated record. Lineage: Eukaryota; Metazoa; Chordata; Actinopteri; Clupeiformes; Clupeidae. The transcript has 5 exons. Gene Ontology annotation, cellular component: nucleus.